This is a messenger RNA of Paramecium pentaurelia, 1142 nucleotides long. NCBI's taxonomy places the organism in Eukaryota, Ciliophora, Oligohymenophorea, Peniculida, Parameciidae. The record is from the annotation of a GenBank genome assembly.
UAUGAAAUCAGCAUUGCUUCUUUUAGUCAUUGCUUUGGCAACAGCUUCAACAGUUACAGACCUUACUUAGAGAUUGUCAAACUAUGCCGAUCAUCCUUUUGGAUCUUCCAUGAUUAACUUAGUCAGUGUUAAUAUGAAAACUGGUGGAUCACUCAAUGAACUUAAAUAACUUCUCUAACAAAUCAAGGAUGAAUUAAUUGCACUUACACAAUUAUAAGAUUAAGAAAAUGGCACUUUCACAAGAAGAUCUCAAGUUGACCUUGCUAAACUAUAAGCCACACUAGAAUAAGCUUAAUAAGACCUUGAUAAUUAAAGAUAAGAAUAAUCAAGUCUUAGUAAUGAAUUGACUACCCUUUAAACCAGAGUUAAAGAAGAUUAAGCAGCCCUUGAUAGAAAUGGCAGAGGCAGCUCUGAUGCUUAAUCUAGACUUGAUGCUGAAAAUGCCGAUUUUGCUACCAAAUACUCUGAUUAUAGUGAUGCUAUCUUAGCAUGCAAAGAGGCCUAAAGAUUAUUACUUAAUUUAAGAGGAGAAGGUGCAUCUCUAAUUCAAUUAACGUAUUAUUAAAUAUUUAUAUAUAGUCAAGACACUAAGAGCAAUCUUAUUUAAACUAAAGAGAACUUCUAAAAGAUCAAAGAGAUUCUUGAAGCUCAUACAAAAAAGAGUUCACUCACUCUUUUCUAACCAAUUAUUGAAGGUUUGGCUGAAAUGACCACAAAAGUUAAUCCAGAAACUUUAAAUAAUGUUUUGAGUUUGGUUGCUAGAUUAAUAACUGCCUUAUAAGAAGGAUAAGAUUAAUUAGAAGCUAAUCAUAAGACUUAAGUAGAAAAUCUUAGUAGAUUGGGAGAUGAUUUAAGAAAUGAAAAGCAAACCCUUUAAGUUUCUUUAGCUACAGCCAACAAUAGACUUAAAGAAAUCCAAUCAAGAUUAAAUGAAUUAGAUGGUUUAAUCAAUAUCUCUAAUGCUAUUGUUGAAGUCACCUAAUUAAAUAUUUAGGAUGCUACUAGAAUCAAUGAAUUAGAAGAUUAAGAAUACAGCAAUCAAAAAGUUAGCAGGUUAUCUAUCAUUAUUAUUCUAGACAAACCGAAAUUGAUAUCGUAGAUAGAUUAAUUGAAUAUAUCAACCAAAAACUAUCAGAAUGAUU